AGCAGGGGAGGUGGAGUCGCUCUGUUUCAUAAAGGAGAGGAGAGAAAUACACAUCUGUGAUCUGAAGUGUGCACAAGGUUUAGAAAUGUGUGUUUGUGGUUUUCUGCAAAUCUUGUCUUUUUGAUCUACAGUGAGUACUUGCACAUUUAAAGCUGCUUUGAAUAUCUGUAACUUGUGGAGAUUGGCAUUUUUGUCAUUAUCUUUUUUGGACGUAUGGAGUUAGUUCACCUCAGAUUCACACGGUUAAUCUUCAUCUUCCAUUGAAUUUGGGUGGAUAUUUUGUUAUCUAAAGCAGUGACAUUAGAAAGAGUUAGUUCAACCAAAAUGGAAAAUUCUGUCAUUUACUUACUUUUUAUUAACCUGAAUGACUUUCUUUCUUCUGUGGAACACAAAAUGAGAUAUUUUGAAUAAUUGUGUGGUCCAAACAAGAUUUAACUCUGUUGACUUUCAUUGUUUGAACAAGAAAAACACUUUGGCCGUUUUUCAAAAUGCCUUCUUUUGAUGGCAGACUUGUCAUUUUUAUGUUAAUGAUCCCUUUAAAUUUCUCAGGCUUUCAUAUAUUGUAUAGAAUCAGUAGCUUUAUUUUUAUGUAUGUAUUUUGGGGAACUGAAUAAGAGAAGUAGCUAUAAAUCACUAGAAGUAACAGUAGCGCCUCAUUUGUCAGUGCCGGGCACACAUUUAUUGAUCUAUCUCAAGCUUUGGCAGAUUGAUGCCACGUAGUGAACGUUAAGAUACCGAAUGGCGUAAGCUAUUGACUCCAUGAAAUAAGCCAACACAUUGCACUGACCCCCAUAAUACAUAAUCAUCAAUUUGCCAGAAAACAAUUAUUUGACAGCAAUAUUGGCAGUUUUAUCUCUUUAUCUCUGAUAAAUACAUUUAUACAUCUCACCCAAGAACAAAUAAUGUUCUUGUAGGCAGUGCAGACGAACAUUGAAGAGUGUAUGGCUGUAAGGUUUAGAUCAUGCAACAGUUUCUUGAGUUAUGCCACUUGUCAUCCUAGGAACUUGUCAUUGUAUUGAUUGAAAUGAGCGCAGGUUUAAGUACUGAAUGCUCUCAGCCAAUCGAAAGGGAUCCCGUUAAACGCCCGUGUUCACGCGUCUCCUCUAAUGGACCUGUUAAAGAGCUCGAGCACACCUUCAUCCACUGACAUCCGAUCCGACGAGAAGCUGCCUGAGAAUACACGUAAGAGGUCAGAAAGACUACUGGAACUGCAAAAUGCUUGAAUAUCAGGAGUCCGGGAUGAAAACAACAUCAGGUCAUCGGAUUUCCUUUUCGAUUAUUGACAUAUUGGAUCCCAAAAAGUUUACAAGUAAAAGGACAGUAUCAGAGGAAGAGCGGACAUCAUCUUCAGGAAAUACAGAAUUUGGAAGUUUGGAGGAACAGCGCAAUGGGAAAGGAUCGCUUUCCAUCUGCAAUAAUAUUGCAGGAGAUCAAUCAGCUGAUGACCAUCAAAGCUGCGUCAGAUUGCAUCCUCCUGAUCCCGAUGUUGACUUGGACUCUUCAGCCUCUCUCAGAAGCUUAAGAUCGGGCUUUUCGCCUUGUGAAGAUCCGGAUGAAACAGGUGAGGAGAGAAUCACUCCAGCGCCGGAUGAUGUGUCGCGUCAGCGGAGGCGUCGCUCAGAUCACAGCUGCGCGAAGCCGCGGCGUGCCAGAACCGCGUUCACUUACGAACAGCUGGUGGCUUUGGAGAACAAAUUCCGCGCCACGCGUUAUUUAUCCGUAUGCGAGCGACUAAAUCUCGCGCUUUCCCUGAGCCUGACUGAAACCCAAGUCAAGAUUUGGUUCCAGAACCGAAGAACCAAGUGGAAGAAGCAGAACCCUGGUGCCGAGAGUUCCCUGCAACCCGGCACGAACUCUCUGCCCCACAUCAGCUCGACCUGUGGGUCCACAUCUUCCCUCCACCACACGUUUAGCUCCGGGAACGUGAUCUUUCAUUCUGGCCCGGUGCACCUGGCAUCUUCCGGUGGGCUCCUGCAUCCUUUUUUGCCUGAUGGCUUCCUUCAGCCAGCAUUCUUUCCCCAAUUAUGAAUUUUGAAAGAAGGAAUGAUCAUAGACUAUGUGUAGCCUAAAUGUGAAUUUAUCAAGUGGAUUACUUGUUCAAUUAUCCUCAGCAGGACUGGAUUGUUCUUGGCUUGAUGUAAUAAUCGAUUAGGCCUAACAUGAAUUUAGAUCAGCUGUUUGCACUGAUAGCUGUGAGCAGAAAUAUGGAUAAGAUGGACCAAACCGUGGGCCUCAAGAAUGAUAAAUCUGAAAGAUGCACUCUCUCAAAUGCCAUUGUAAGAACAGAUGAUCUGAGAAUCUAAUCAUGGUCCAACCUGGCAACCACCCACUUUAAACCUUAGAGCUGAAUUGUAUAUAUGUGUAUCUUCUAUUAUUCGUGUUAACAGUUUGAUACGUCACUGUAGAUUAUAGCAUCAAAUUCUUUAAAGUCCCCUUAUGGUGAAACCCAAGCUUUUAAUAUUGUUUAUGUGUUUUUUUAUAUGAUUAAGACCACAUAUUCAUAAGUAAACACCAUUGCAUUGGAGUAAUAUCUCCUUAAAGGGUUAGUUCACCCAAAAAUGUAAAUUAUGUAAUUUAAGGAUUAGUUCACUUUUAAAAAAAUG
This is a messenger RNA of Pimephales promelas (fathead minnow), 2603 nucleotides long. It is a transcript of the gene nkx1-2a, whose product is annotated as NK1 homeobox 2a. The record is from RefSeq and is a predicted model, not a curated record. Gene Ontology annotation, cellular component: nucleus. Gene Ontology annotation, biological process: regulation of transcription by RNA polymerase II; cell differentiation. Gene Ontology annotation, molecular function: DNA-binding transcription factor activity, RNA polymerase II-specific; RNA polymerase II cis-regulatory region sequence-specific DNA binding. Lineage: Eukaryota; Metazoa; Chordata; Actinopteri; Cypriniformes; Leuciscidae.